This is a messenger RNA of Stylophora pistillata, 3516 nucleotides long. RefSeq lists its product as uncharacterized. NCBI's taxonomy places the organism in Eukaryota, Metazoa, Cnidaria, Anthozoa, Scleractinia, Pocilloporidae. The record is from RefSeq and is a predicted model, not a curated record. Gene Ontology annotation, biological process: siRNA processing. Gene Ontology annotation, molecular function: RNA-directed RNA polymerase activity. Gene Ontology annotation, cellular component: nuclear RNA-directed RNA polymerase complex.
GAUUAACCCGAGGACUGCCCCAACUUUCGGUUUCGAUCGAUUACAAACAACAAUUAAGAGGUGUCCUGGGCUGUAAGGAAGUGGUUCGCUGCAUCAGCGUAUUUCUCUGCAUUCUAUUAACAAAGGACAGAAGACUGAAUGUGAUAUGUGAAGAGGACGUUAGAUUGCAGGUUUACUCGAAGAAAGGCUUCCCUGGCAUGGCCGGACCUUUGUUUAUCGAGUGUGAAACCCCUCGUUUGAAAUGUCCAUGCGAUGGGAAACUUUAUGUAAGACGUGUGAACCUGAAGAAAGGUUCUCAAACUCUCGAAAUCCAAGAAGUAAAGAACUCUCUCAUGAUUAACCAGCUGGAAUCGGAAGGAAAUGAACAUGGUAGACAGAAUGUGUGGGAAAAACUCUUAAUGGUCAAGUUUUCGUCUUAUACUGCAUGUGAAAUAAUUGAAACAUUAACCAAAACUAUCCAAUACGACGACUCGAGGUAUUGCUUUCUAGGAUUUUCUGACGUGCAAUUGAAGGAUAAAACAUGCUUUUUGAUCGCUGAAACGGACAAGCAAAUCAGUGAGAGGCGAAAAAAGUUUGGCAACUUUGGCCUCCCGUGCCCCGAUCAGAUAACUUCCAUCAAAGACUUGUUUGAGCCAUUGAAAAGAAGCUUGCAGCUAAAGAAGGAGAAGACUGAAUUUAAAAACAACGCUGAAAACACCGAGAUGAGUGGGUUUAUUUCCCCUGAACUUGCGAAACAAAUUAGUUCCAAGAGCCCUAGUGUUGUACAAGUCAUUUGUCCAGGAUUUUCUGGUAAACUCGUUCUGGACCAUGAAAUACGUUCCAAAGUACUGCUUACGGAGGAAAUGAAGGAAGAAAUAGAAGUCCUGUUCAAUACUUCAGAGUCAAUGAAUAACUAUGGUGACCCAGUGACAAUAGGUAUCAUUGACUACUCCAAACCGUAUGAGAUGGGUUAUCUAAAUCUUUACACUGUGAUGUUUCUGAGAGAACGAGGUGUGGCAAGUGAUUAUUUAAAGGAACUUCAAAGAUUUUACUACGAAAUGUUGGAAAAACUCGGAACAGGAUCAGAGACGCAUGCGAAGUACUUCCUUCGGCUGAUUGGACGAAAAGACAUCUUUGAGAUGACAGAGGAUGGACUGACACCUGUUGUAAAGGAAACCAUCGGCCAGAUGAAGAGCAACGAAAUCAAUAAAAUGAAAGAAGUAGACGAUUCCCUUAAAAUCCUUGUCAGCCAAUCGCGAGAAGUCUUCGGUAUCGUUGAUCCUUAUAAGAAUCAAAAGAAUAAGCUCAAGUCUAACCAAUGUGUCUUUGCACCUGACUUGGAUAGUCUGAACCUUCAAGAUAAAGAAUUGUUUGAGUUUGUAGAAAAAGUCCUCGUUAUUCCUGAGCCAUGCUAUUCGGCAUCAGAUAUUCAAGAGCUUGAAGUUGUACGCGAUAGUCAUGGACAAUACACCCACCUUAAAGACUGCAUUGUUUUGCCAUCCCAAACCAAAGCGCAAGCAGUUCCCGGCAAAUAUUUCGUUACCUGGGAUAGCAAUCUCUUGAAGCAAUCCACUCCAAGUUCUUCGAGAAACUUUUCCAUUCCGAACCUCUUGUCAUUACUUGGUUGUGGUAGACCUUCUGAAGAAUUAACAGAUACAGGAACUGUAACUGAGAUAGACAAAGCAGAUACACUAGAAGCAAGCACAGAUGGAGCUAGCGUAACUGAGACAGACAAAGCAGAUACACCAGAAGCAAGCACAGAUACAGCUAGUGUAAUUGAGACAGACAAAGCAGAGACACCAGAAGCAAGAACAGCUAUAACAACUGAUACAAGUGUACCUUCAACCACACGGGAUCGUCACAAGGAAGAUAUCUCAUUUCAGAAAGAGCUGAUAAGGUAUUUUGCCGAGUUUAAAAGCAGCGAUGACUUAAUUUUAAGUGUAAAGGAGCAUUUCAAAAACUUUUCGUUUCUUAAAGAAUCGCCGUCGUGUCCAGAAUGUGAGACACUCGGAAAGUACUUGUCUCAGAGCACUGACUGGAAUGCUCAGAGGGAUGACAUCGAAAAGUAUCUUAGAAAGCUUGAUAGAGAAUACAAGAAGAAGAAGCAGAGCUCUAAGGCGCAAGAAAGCGAAGGAUCUGCUGAUAGAUUUUGUACUUCAGAUCUACAAGCACUUUGUGAUGAAAUGACUAAUCAUUUGAAUGAGUUUUUAGCUCCAUGAAUUACAAACCAGAAGAGCAGCGUCAAAACUAUAAUCAAUUGUGAAAGCGCGCUGAGAAGUAAGACCCUGUUUGAUAUCGCGAAAACGUCGUGUUUCAUGUCCGCCACAUUUGUUAUAGAGCUCUUCAGAAUGGAACAAUAACUUCUUAGGGCGCUGUUGGAGGCAGCUUUUUAAUGGAGGUCUAAAAUUUACCGUAGAAACUUAAAAUACCGGUGAUAUAACUGGUUUAUUACUUCUACUCAGCACAUAGUUAACUCGUAACUCAAUACACUGCAGGUCGUCAAAGAAUAUUCGUAACAGAGAAGAAGUUACCAAUGAAGAUUAAUAGAUAACCUGAGUAGUGGUCUCCGAGAAGAUACAGACCAAACGUCCACUCAAAAAAUAUGAUGGUAGACAUUUUUAAUUUGACACUGAGUACGUUGGUGGUUUUUAUAUUGUGCAGUUGUAUUACUAGAAGUCGAAACUGAUAGAGGCUUUCAAAGUAUCUCUUCUGAUACUAGCUUUAAAUUGCUUCCCAGCCAUCAUUUUCAAUAACAUAUUUCCUGUCUUAAUCAUUUCUCGGCUAGCUCUUUUACAAACAGUUUACUUCGAUGAAAAUCAAAUUGCCACGUCGAAAAAUUUGUUAGAAUGUUUGGAUCUAGGAUUCAGGUUUUUCCGUACUUAUAUUUUUAGACUUCUCCAAUAUAGGGUCAUAACGAAGGCCUGAAUGAGGUCAUGAGUACCACAUGUAAUUGAAGUUUGUAAAAUUUAGCGAGAUUUUGUAUAAUGUGUAAAUUGGUCUUUGUGUGAGUGUUUUGCGCAAAGGUACCGUGACUUUUUUUAUUUUUUUUUUUAGCGAAUCUCUGUUAGAGCAGCAAAAUAUUGGGAAUUAAAAAAAAAAGGUGAUUUUAACCUUUACAACGUGAUAUUCCACUUUUAUCACCUGAGAAGUCAACACUCUGCGCGUUUGGGACCAUUCAGUGAAUUCUAUAAAACAAUAUAGGAAGCAAUUGCUCCAAAAGACCAAGCAACAACUAAGAAAUGAAAUAUCAAAAACGAACAAAUAAACCCUACGCCUUCUCUAUCCUGCCGAGUUUAUUAAUGAACUUAAAAGGUAUAUUUUGGCUGAUGUAAUUUUUGACAUAAAUCUAUUUCAGUUUCUAUCACUGCAACUACUGCACUUUGGUACACUUAUGCACCCAUUGAUAUCUAUUCAGCACAUCUUCCAAAUUGACUGAAAGUGCAGUACAGCUGCAAGAAUGUAAUUAUCUAAUGAUAUGAAUUUAUUUCAAUUCGUACUAGACAUACUCGAAUCUUGUUAGUCAAUCAAAUUGUAGGU